Messenger RNA from Musa acuminata subsp. malaccensis (wild Malaysian banana), 1947 nucleotides. Its product is annotated as amidophosphoribosyltransferase, chloroplastic. Gene Ontology annotation, cellular component: cytoplasm. Gene Ontology annotation, molecular function: amidophosphoribosyltransferase activity. NCBI's taxonomy places the organism in Eukaryota, Viridiplantae, Streptophyta, Magnoliopsida, Zingiberales, Musaceae. The record is from RefSeq and is a predicted model, not a curated record. Gene Ontology annotation, biological process: purine nucleobase biosynthetic process; purine nucleotide biosynthetic process.
UCCGCCGCUGCCUCCCUCGCGUGCCGCCAUGACGGCCACCACUCCAUCUUCCCUUCCUUUUCAGUUCACCCCCCCGAACCCUCGCGCUUAUUUCUCUCAAAGGCCCUCCCUAAACCCUACCCUUUUCUUUGCGACAAUUACCCCAUCGCCGCCUCAUCCCACCGUUGCAUGCUCCCCCUGACCCCCCACGCUGCCUUGGUGGACCCCUCUCAUGCCUUCCUUUCCGCCGACGAGGACAAGCCCCGCGAUGAGUGCGGCGUCGUCGGUAUCAUUGGCGACCCGGACGCCGCCCAGCUUUGCUCCCUGGCCCUCCACGCCCUCCAGCAUCGAGGCCAGGAGGGCGCCGGCAUCGUUUCCUCCGACGGUUCUUCCCUUCACUCAGCUACCGGCCUCGGCCUCGUCUCUGAGGUCUUUUCCGACCCUGGAACGCUCGCCCCCCUGGUGGGCGAGGCCUCCAUCGGCCACGUCCGUUACUCCACUGCUGGCGCGGCCUCCUCUCUAGCCAACGUCCAGCCUUUCGUCGCUGGCUACCGAUUCGGCAAGCUUGCCGUGGCCCACAACGGCAACCUCGUCAACUACCGCAACCUGCGCUCUGCCCUCGAGUCAAAAGGUUCCAUCUUUAACAGCUCCUCCGAUACCGAGGUGAUCCUCCACCUUAUAGCCACCUCCUCCUCCCGCCCCCUCCUGGCCCGCAUAGUUGAGGCCUGCGAGGCCCUCGAGGGAGCUUACUCCCUCGUCUUCCUCACCGCCAACAAGCUCUUCGCCGUCCGCGACCCCCACGGCUUCCGGCCCCUUGUCAUGGGUCGACGCCGCCCCACCGGUGCUAUUGUUUUCGCCUCCGAAACCUGCGCCCUUGACCUCAUCAAUGCGGCGUUUGUGCGUGAGGUGAACCCUGGGGAGGUCGUUGUAGUAGAUAGUCGCGACAUGAGCAUCACCUCUCUUUGCCUGAUGCCCAGUAAGUCUCGUAAAGCUUGCGUCUUUGAACAUGUUUACUUUGCUCUCCCCAACUCCGUAGUCUUUGGUCACCCUGUCCACUCGUCCCGCUAUUCUUUUGGUGCUGCUCUGGCUCGUGAGUCCCCCGCCCCUAGUGCCGAUAUCGUCAUCCCUGUGCCAGACUCGGGAUUUUUUGCUGCGCUUGGUUUUGCCGAGGCCUCUGGACUCCCUUUCCGGCAGGGUCUUAUCAGGUCCCACUAUGUAGGUCGCACCUUCAUUGAGCCAGAUAAGGAAGGGCGCAAUCUUGCUGUCAAGCUCAAACUUGCACCUGUCCGUGGCAUCCUCGAGGGCAAGAGUGUUGUUGUUGUUGAUGAUUCAAUUGUACGAGGUACAACGUCAUCCAAGAUAGUGCAGCUCAUCAAGACCGCUGGAGGAGCACGGGAAGUCCAUAUGAGGAUUGCUAGUCCACCAAUUGUCGGCUCCUGCUACUAUGGUGUUGACACCCCAAGCUCUGAGGAACUCAUUUCCAAUAGGAUGGAUGUCGAGGGGGUGAGGCAGGAAAUUGGCUGUGAAUCACUUGCCUUUCUUUCACUUGAGAGUCUCAGGGGAGUUUUUGCUGAUGAAGCCCACAUGUUCUGCGAUGCAUGCUUCACUCGGGACUAUCCUGUACCACCGAGGAAUCAGGAGAUCGAACAAUUGGUUGAAGUUUGAGAUUCUCCUUGCUCCAUUUGGUAUUUGCUUAUUUAUCUAAAUUCUCAAUAAAAAUGAGCCUUAAAAUUUUUUUGGCUCAUUAAUUUUUAUCCCUAACUGAAGAUUCUGCUUACUGGCAUAAAAUUUUGGGAGUGCAGGUAGUGUAUGUAGUUGUUUCUUAGCUUAGGCACUUUGCUUUUCUUUUCUUGACUCUUGAGAUCUAAAUCAUCAGUGAGACUUUAUAUGUAUUGGAAGGGUGAUUUGCACUCCCUAUUCGUAUGCUGACAUCUGACUUAUAAUCUGAAGUUACUUGUGUUCUUUGUC